CAAAGCGGUCGGUGAGAACCGGUCGCAGCGCUAACGUAAAACAACAAAGUUGCGCAAGAAUUUAUGGAGGGGUUAUAGGCUGGCCGAUGUGUUGACGCUGCUUACUUUUGCAGAACUCACCUCGUGCGGGCCUCCCUACACCCGUCCCCCAAUUAUUCCUAGUUCCCCAAAUUUUAAAAACUCUAAUCUGUGUUAUUACUGUUUGAUGAUGCAUAAUUUGGUAUUUUCCAUGAAUAAGCCAAUUUAUAGGGACUUCGGAGCAAUAAGGUGAACUUUGAUUACAGCUCAUCGUGUGGAUUCGAGAGCUAUCUUUUAACAAAACUCUAUUCCCGAAUAUUUGCAACUUCGUCCUUGUAAUUUGUUUUCUUUCUAGAAAAAACACAUAACUUAUUUACUUUUGCUUCCGAGUCUAAAAUAAAACGAUUUUGCUGUGGUUUUUUCUCAUCCCAAAAAAAAAAAAAAAUGGAAGAAGAAGCUGAUUUAGCGAAGAGUCCGAGAAGAAAUUUAAGAAGGAUUAAAGGAGAUGGUAUGCAGGAUUCAGAGAUGAUUAGUAAACCUUAUGAGGUUUAUGGUUUUGUAGGAUCCAUUUUGACUGUUGUUGCUACUGUGAUCUUCUUGAUUUGGGGUUAUGCACCAGAGAUGUUGUUAGAGUCUUUAGGGAUUUCUCAUUAUUAUUACUACUACCCAAACAAGUACUGGGCUUUGGCGAUGCCUUUGUAUUUGAUGGUGACUCUGUUUUUAGUUUUGGGGUUUUACAUUGGUCUCAACUUCAUGUCUACUUCAUCGCCAACCUCUUUCUAUACUUUGUUUGAUGAGUACAGCACAGAAGAUGGAGAUUUUGUUCAUCUGGUGAAGAAAGAGGAAGACAAGCCAAUUGAUCCAAUCUCUGACAUUGAUAUUACAAGAGCUAACGUUCUUAUGUUCGAUUCAAGACAUGCCAAGUGAUGUCCUUUGUUCGAAUUUCGCUGAGUGUUGGAUCGUAUCAUUAGAUGUUUAUCUGAUAAAGGUUAUAUUCCAAACCUCAAGAAGAAUCUCAGGGCUUUGGAGAGGGAAAUG
This is a messenger RNA of Capsella rubella, 1056 nucleotides long. RefSeq names its product phosphatidylinositol N-acetylglucosaminyltransferase subunit P. Lineage: Eukaryota; Viridiplantae; Streptophyta; Magnoliopsida; Brassicales; Brassicaceae. The coding region runs from base 463 to 945 and encodes 160 amino acids. Gene Ontology annotation, molecular function: phosphatidylinositol N-acetylglucosaminyltransferase activity. The transcript is spliced from 3 exons. The record is from RefSeq and is a predicted model, not a curated record. Gene Ontology annotation, biological process: GPI anchor biosynthetic process.